GCCACCUACCUUCUUCCACUCUUUCUCCUUUCUCCUUUCUGUGAGCAAACGAAGGAGAAAAAGGCCUCACUGCCACCAUCCUCUUCACCAUGGCGCCGCCGCUCCAGGCUGCCCCUCGACGAGCCGAGGGCACCAGAAGAUCCGCGUCGUUGUCCUCUCCAUCUCUAUGCGAGGAAUCGAGAUGGGGCUCAGUAAUUCGUGCGCUGUGUCGCCGAUUCUCCACGCUGGCCGCCGUGCUUCUUCUUCAAUUCUGGCCGCUCUCGUCCUCCUCCGGCCAAACCAAGCCCACCUCCGCACUCCUGAUGCCGCCGUCGGCGAUACUCCGGCGAGCUUCCGGUGCCAACACCACCACGUCCUGGUUCCUUGCGACAAGGCGCAGCCCCGACGACGUCUCGCCCGUCCCAGUUAGGCCGCUCCUGUCGUUCCCGUGGUCGACAUGGUCUUGGCUGCCAUGGACGUUCCUGAUCCAGAUCCCCGUCCUAGAUGGUUUCAAAACCAAGCGUGUCCUCUCCUUGCCAUGAUCCAAGCCAACAGCUCGGUGAUGGGCCUGUCCCAGAUCUCCCCUGUGCAGCCCAUUGCCCGCGCAUCCAGAAACUUCCCGCCGUCUACGCGGUUCCGGCCCAGAAAUAUCGCAGCAUUUGCUUCUUCCCAGAUAGGAUCGCGAAGUGGUGAUGUGAGAUACGACAGGAUCCCCGGAUGUCCCUCGGCAAGCUUUAACAGGUAUGAAGACCGGUACGAUGAAGGCGACGUUAGCAAGGUUACCCUUCCGGCUUGGCCUGGGCAGGGUUAUGGACGCCACUGGUUAUCUUCAGGACUCUUAGUCUAAAUUUGUAUCUUAUCUGUACUCGGAUGUAUUUGAUCUUCUGUAUGAUUUGGAUCUUUGUAUGUAUCUAUUUGUAUCUUGACUCGUUGGAGUCGUUGUUGUAAUAUAUCUGUAUCUUGUGGGCUCUAUUGUAAUCCUGUUGUAAUGUUA
Lolium perenne is the source of this 973-nucleotide messenger RNA. Lineage: Eukaryota; Viridiplantae; Streptophyta; Magnoliopsida; Poales; Poaceae. The record is from RefSeq and is a predicted model, not a curated record.